Molecule: messenger RNA, 1612 nt
Organism: Lotus japonicus
Lineage: Eukaryota; Viridiplantae; Streptophyta; Magnoliopsida; Fabales; Fabaceae
Product: transcription factor SPEECHLESS
Exons: 4
Coding region: 275-1312 (345 amino acids)
Biological process (GO): positive regulation of DNA-templated transcription; guard cell differentiation; stomatal complex development
Cellular component (GO): nucleus
Molecular function (GO): DNA-binding transcription factor activity; protein dimerization activity
Source: RefSeq, a predicted model, not a curated record
ACUUUCACUAUAUUAAAGUUAUAAAACCUUACCACGUUCCCCAUUCCAGCUCUCACACACACACUCUCUCUCUCUCCAUCUUUUCUCAUUAUUUCCCAUUCAGUUUUGAUUACUGCAUGCAUUUGCAGUCUGAUACUGCUCCUGUCCUGCAAUUUUCCUUCAGCCUGUGAGAUCCCUCCCUUGGCAUCUUACCGUUUAAGAUCCCUUCCUUUCAAAAUAAAAAAUACAAGGACCUAAGGUUAGAACCAAAACCAAAACAGUUUGAACUUUCAAAAUGGAUGACAGUUUAUCUGAUAUUUUUGAGGACACUGAAUUUGGGAACAACCAGUUUGGUUCAGAUGAUCUCUUUGCCAUUUUGGAGAGCCUUGAAGGGUUCUCCACCGAUUUUCCUCUCGUUAACGAAGCUGUUGCGGUCUCGAAUUCCAAAGAGAAUACUGAGGAGAGUCCCAGGUUGGUGUCCCAGAAAUCAACCUCUUCAAGUGCUUUGCAUGAUUCAGAAACUGAGCUUGAAACCUCGCCGAAAAGCAAUAAGAGACAGAAGGUUAGUCCCACAUCGGCGGAGGAGGCGAACCCUGAUGGAACACCAAGGAUGUCUCACAUUACCGUGGAGCGGAACAGGAGAAAGCAAAUGAAUGAGCACUUGACUGUCUUGAGGUCACUCAUGCCUUGCUUCUAUGUUAAAAGGGGAGAUCAAGCAUCGAUAAUUGGAGGUGUGGUUGAUUACAUCAGUGAGUUGCAGCAGUUGCUCCAAGCUCUGGAGGCCAAGAAACAAAGAAAAGUCUACAGUGAAGUCCUGAGCCCAAGGCUGGUUUCAAGCCCAAGGCCCUCACCACUGAGCCCACGGAAACAACCACUGAGCCCAAGGCUAAACCUGCCCAUAAGCCCAAGAACUCCACAACCAGGAAGCCCAUACAAGCCUAGGUUGCCGCAGCAGCAGCUAAACUACAUUAACAUUCCACCACCAGUGGCGUUCUCAAACUCUCUCGAGCCGUCUCCCACUUCCUCCGCCGCUUCCUCCAUCAACGACAACAUCAAUGAGCUUGUGGCCAAUUCCACCUCCGCCGUGGCUGACGUCGAGGUCAAGUUUUCGGGUCCGCAUCUGCUUUUGAAAACGGUGUCUCAGCGGAUUCCGGGGCAGGCUAUGAAGAUUAUUUCAACUCUUGAAGAUCUUGCGCUAGAAAUCCUCCAUGUUAACAUUAGUUCUAGUACUGCGGAUGAUACCAUGCUGAACUCGUUCACUAUCAAGAUUGGAAUUGAAUGCCAACUGAGUGCUGAAGAACUGGCUCAACAAAUCCAGCAAACAUUCUGCUAAAGAUGGGGUUAUGCAUGUCCAGAGUCCGGACCAAACAUGAAUCAAUGUGCACCUAUUUGUUACUGUGUUUGUACGUACGUAGUUGUACUAUUAACAGGGUAACGUAGGAAGAGUCAUUUACUUACAAGCAUUUGUCUUUCUCUUUCUUUCUUUUUUUUUUAACUACAGAAAUCGCUAGUGUAAUUGGUAGAGACAACUCAGACAAGUAUUAAUUAGCUAAACUAGUUUAUAGAGAGACUCUCUUGUAAGUUGUAAUUGACCACCGUCAAGCUUUAAUUUCUUCAAUGAAUUAGACUUCUA